UUGAAUUCUUCUUAUUACAGCUUAUUAUAUGCAAAUGUAAUGCAUAAAAUUAGACAACAUUAUUCUAGGUUGGGAUGCUAUGUCCGUAAAAAGUAUUCCUCCAACAUGUUUCUUCAAGGAUAUUGUGUGAAGCAUAAUAUAAAUCCUGCCACUGUGAAAACAUAUGCACGUGUCUUGCAUCUGGAUGAAGCUGUCGAAAACAAAAGUCCUUUAUGUGCAGGUAAUGAGCACAAAAAGAAGGUUGACAGACAAAAUUGUUUUCCUGAAUUCAAGUCCAGAGCUUCAUACAAAACUACAACAGAACUUCCUAAUAGAAUACAAAAAAAAUCCGAAUCGCUCAAAGGUAAUGUUGAUUUGAGCAAUAUACUAAAAAUAGAAGAACAUCUCAUGUUUCCGGCACUGUUAAUAGCAGAAAUGAAUCACUAAAUAAUUACUUGCUUCCCAAGAGGCUAAAUUCAUUGCUUUCUCAAUCCUGUCAGCAUGUCUUCAAAGUUAACUGCCCCAGUAAUCACAGUCUAAAACAAAGACAAAAAGUUUGUGAAGAUUUAGAAUUGUUCUUGAGGUCAGAAUGUCAUUAUGAUGUUCGUCUACAUCUGUUUGGUUCAUCUGGAAAUGGCUUCACCUUUCACAAAAGCGACAUCGACAUAUGUUUGGUUCUUGAUGAGGUGGAGAACAUUAUGCCAUCACGUCAAUUUCUCAUAACGAUUCUUGAACUGUUGGAGAUGUACUCUGGACUAACAUCAGUACGUACAAUAUUUUCUGCCAAGGUUCCAAUCAUAAAAUUUUUGACGAGCGAUGGCUAUGAAGGCGAUAUCUCUUUGAACAAUCCACUCGCACUGAGAAACACUGCAUUACUCACAUCAUAUGCAAAAAUUGACGUUCGCUGCAGGAUUCUUGGCUACAUGUUUAAAGAAUUUGUAAAAACGAAAUUUGUUAAGAACACAUCAUCAUAUGCAUACAUUAUGCUAGUAAUAUAUUUUCUUCAAAAAUGCAAUCCGCCUGUUCUCCCAGUGUUACAAGAACUUUACGAUGGCGAUUUUCAACCCGAGCAUGUUGUCGAUGGGUGGAACGCCUGGUUUUUUGACGACAUGAAAGCAUUACCCACAAGAUGGACUGGCUAUAACUUGAAUAAACAAUCAAUUGGCGAGCUAUGGUUUGAAUUGAUAAGAUUAUAUGAAAUUGAUCUCGAUAAUGAUGUGGUAUGUAUUCGUAAAAACGGUAUUAUGAAGAAAAAGGCAAAACAACAACAUAUAAAAUUUUUAUAUUCAACUACCGGUAAAUUAAAUACGAAACGAAUAUUUCACAACAGCAAAUGGGGAGGAAGAUCACUUGUAGUGGAAGAUCCAUUUGAUCAUGGACACAAUCUAACCAGUAAUGUCAGUAUGGCUAAAUUUAAAACUGUAAUAGAUUCUGCUAAUCGUUUACAUACAGCUAUGGCAAGAGACCCAUUUUUUCUCAAUUAUAUACCUAAAAUUAGAAAUGCUCACUUAUUUUAUUUACAGGAAUGGACAUCACAUAAGCUGAAUUAAUUAUCAGUCACAAACUCUUAAUACUAAAGACUGAUGAUUCUUUUACAAUUUAUUAUUUACCGGUAUGAUGUAUUUUCUUACUCAGCAACAUUAAAUUGUGAUGAUCACA
Messenger RNA from Styela clava, 1638 nucleotides. Its product is annotated as terminal uridylyltransferase 7-like. The record is from RefSeq and is a predicted model, not a curated record. NCBI's taxonomy places the organism in Eukaryota, Metazoa, Chordata, Ascidiacea, Stolidobranchia, Styelidae. Gene Ontology annotation, molecular function: RNA uridylyltransferase activity.